Molecule: messenger RNA, 459 nt
Organism: Dipodomys spectabilis (banner-tailed kangaroo rat)
Lineage: Eukaryota; Metazoa; Chordata; Mammalia; Rodentia; Heteromyidae
Product: keratin-associated protein 21-1-like
Exons: 1
Coding region: 1-459 (152 amino acids)
Source: RefSeq, a predicted model, not a curated record
AUGUGUGGCAACUACUACGGAAACGCCUGUGGAGGCUGUGGCUACGGCUCAGGCUGUGGCUCUGGCUCAGGCUGUGGCUAUGGCUCAGGCUGUGGCUAUGGAUACGGCUCUGGCUGUGGCUAUGGAUACGGCUCUGGCUGUGGCUACGGCUCUGGCUGUGGUUCUGUCUGUGGCUAUGGCCUGAGAUACGGUUCUGGCUGUGGCUAUGGGUCCGGCUGCGGAUAUGGCUCAGGCUGUGGUUCUGUCUGUGGCUACGGCUCCCGUUAUGGCUGUGGCUAUGGCUCAGGCUGUGGCUACGGCUCCCGUUAUGGCUGUGGCUAUGGCUCAAACGGUGGCUACGGCUCCCGUUAUGGCUGUGGAUAUGGCUCAAACGGUGGCUACGGCUCCCGUUAUGGCUGUGGAUAUGGUUCUGGCUCUGGCUGCUGUAGCUACCGCAAGUGCUAUUCCUCCUGCUGCUAA